This is a messenger RNA of Tinamus guttatus (white-throated tinamou), 1284 nucleotides long. The record is from RefSeq and is a predicted model, not a curated record. Lineage: Eukaryota; Metazoa; Chordata; Aves; Tinamiformes; Tinamidae.
GUUGAGAUUUCUAGCAUAAAGCGCAUUGGAGUAACGAUCAUCCAAGGCUGUUUAACAAGUCAUACUGAAUUGCAGUUUUUACGGUGUGUGUCCGUCCACUCCUUCAUGUGCAUGGUAGUUCAGCACCCGGGGAAAAUGCACCUGAUUUUGCCUAGAUAUGAUAUUUUUUAACGUGUGUUCCAACACCAAGGAGGAAAUAUUUCUAAAGUAAAUAUAUAGUAAGUAAUAAAUGUGCAUCUGGAAGUAAAAUAUUCACAACGUUUUAAUUCCUAUUUAUACUGUGCAUCUCAAACCGAGGAGGAGACACUGAGACGACGAAAGUACCUCCAAGACCCUGAGAACGCCCCCACGUCACUAUGAAUGAAACCGUGUCCGACACAAUAACUGGAUUAUAAUUUUUGGUGUUAGUAGUUUUAUUGUCAUUGGCUGCUUUACUUUUUUUGGGUUCAUCCUGCUACUCUUCUUCCUCUCUCCCUUCCUCUUGCUGCUUCCUCCUGGAAACUAUGGCUCAUCCGGGGAGAAGAGGCUACGAUAACCGGGAGAUAGUGCUGAAGUACAUCCAUUAUAAACUCUCGCAGAGGGGAUACGACUGGGCGGCCAGCGGCGACCAGGCGCCAGCGUCACCGGGGCUCUCUCCUCCUGCUGCUGCUGCUGCUCUUGCUGCUCCUGGGACUUCCUCUGAUCACACUGGGCUGGUGUCUCCACACCCCGAGCCCCCCGGCUCGGCUGCUGCUAGGAACGGGGGCACGGGCGGCCGCUUCGUGGCGGUGGUGGAGGAUCUCUUCCGAGACGGCGUCAACUGGGGGAGGAUCGUGGCCUUCUUCGAGUUCGGUGGCGUCAUGUGCGUGGAGAGCGUCAACCGGGAGAUGUCGCCGCUGGUGGACAGCAUCGCCGCCUGGAUGACCGAGUACCUGAACCGGCACCUGCAUAAUUGGAUCCAGGACAACGGCGGCUGGGAUGCCUUCGUGGAGUUGUAUGGCAACAGUAUGCGGCCUUUGUUCGAUUUCUCCUGGAUAUCUCUGAAGACCAUCCUGAGCCUGGUUCUGGUGGGAGCUUGCAUCACUCUUGGCGCUUAUUUCGGACAUAAGUAGUGGCACCCAGUUUAUCAUGGAUUACAAAAGUCUUUCAAAACAACAAAAUAAUAUUUUUUUUUCUGUAGCACAAUGAUAUUUUAUGAGCAGAACAACUUCCUGGCUAGAGAUUAAAUCAGCUAUUACUGCCAAAGGAAAUAUCAUUUAUUUUUACAUCGCAGGAAAAUUAUUUAUUAAAAGAUAUUUAGUUUAA